AUGAAGUCGUUUGUUACCAUCCUAUGCGCGGCAAGCAUUGUCGCUGCUUCGCCGCUAGAUUUGAAGAACGUCUUGGGAGGCAAGUAUCACGACAAGGGAGAUAGUCCCUUCACUUUCACCUCCACUUACAAGGUCCAUGCAAAGCCUAGUGAAGUUGUUGAUGCGCAGAACAAAGCUACGGGUGGUCUUUCCGGAUCGGAGGGAACAUUUCUCUUUGGCAUAAACUCGCACGAAAACGUCAUUUGCUACAACGUUACCCUUCGUGGAUUCCGGGGAGAGUAUCAAUCUCCUGCAAAAACGGCCACGCACAUUCACCAAGGUGCUCGUGGAACCUCUGGACCUCCUAGAAUUGCCUUCCCCAACCCGGAAGAGACUGGCCCUGAUACACGAAGCAGUAUCGGCUGUCUGCGCGGACCAUUUACCACGGGUAUUAAAGACGCUGCAGGCAAGGAUACCGGCGAGGGAUUCCAUGUAAAGCAGAUUGAAAUGGCUCCUGAAAUGUUCUUCAGUGAUGUCCACUCUAGCCUCGCUGUGCCCGGUGCAGUCCGCGGCCAGCUGGCUAACAAGCAGUGUUAAGCGCGACUCCGUAAUGGACGUUGACAAGGGGUAUCUUGGGA
This is a messenger RNA of [Torrubiella] hemipterigena, 617 nucleotides long. The record is from the annotation of a GenBank genome assembly. Lineage: Eukaryota; Fungi; Ascomycota; Sordariomycetes; Hypocreales; Clavicipitaceae.